AUGGCGGGCGCGGGGCGGCUGCACGACCUGGACCUCAGCGCCGAGGAAGCGGAGCGCCUCCGACGCGCCUUCCGCGACGAGAAGUUCCGCGCGCUGUUCGCCGAGUACGCGGCGGAGCUCACCGACCCGGAGCAGCGGCGCCUGUACGAGGAGGAGGUGGCGGCGCUGGAGCGGGAGCGCGGCGUGGAGGUGCGCUUCGUGCACCCCUCGCCGGGCUUCGUGCUGCGGACCAGCCAGGAGGGCUCCCGCCGCUGCUACAUCAACGUGUGCAGCAACGCGACGCUGGCGGAGCCGCGGGCCCACGCCGAGCGCGGCGGGCAGCGCUGGGCCCUGCCCUACAGCCUGGCGCCGGGCCGCGAGGAGCUGCGCCGCGCCGGCCGCCGCCGCCUGCUCUACGACGUGGUGUUCCACCCGGCCGCGCUGCGCCUGGCGGCCCGCAGCGCCCCGUUCCGCCGCCUGCUCUGCGACACGGCCCUGGACGCCGUGGAGCGGCACUGCGGGGUGCGGCUGGACCGCGCCAACGCCGCCGUGCUGCGGGGCACCCGCUACAAGGGCGUCCCGCAGGCGCCCGUCAUCCGCUCCCCGCUGCCCGGCGGCGCCGCGAAGCCGCCCGACGGCGAGGAGUCCCCGCUGCCGCCCUUCCCCUACCCCGCCCCGCCGCCGGCCGACAACGGGGAUUCACCGCCCUGCCCCGCCCCGCCCGCCGCCGAGGCCGCCCCGCCCGCCGGCCCCACCACGCCGCGCUGGAGCAUCCGCCACCGCUCCUACGUGGACCUGCAGGACUACCGGCACAGCCGCGACUCGGCGCCCAGCCCGGUGCCGCGGGAGCUGGUGGUGACGGUGGAGCUGCCGCUGCUGCGCUCGGCGGCGCAGGCGGAGCUGGAGAUCCGCGGGCGGGAGCUGCGGCUCGACUCGCUCCGUCCCGCCUACCGCCUGCGUCUGCGCCUGCCCUACGACGUGGACGAGAGCGGCGGCCGCGCUUCUUUCAGCCGGGCCCAGCGGCAGCUGCAGGUCACGCUGCCCGUGGUGCCGCCGGCCCCCGCCGGCCAGCGCCGCGAAGGGGCCGAGCCCGUGGCACAGGGGCCGGGAGAGCCGGCGGAGGCUGGGCCGGGCGGCGGGGCCGCUCCUCCCCCGGGCCCCGGCGGCGCGGCCUGCAGCACGUGGGGCGGCGGGGACACCGGGGAUCCACCCCGGGACCCGCCCACCGAGCCCCCCGCUGAACCACCCGCAGAACAAUCCGCUGAUUCCCACGCUGAACUCCCCGCAGAUCCACCUGCUGAACCCCUUUCCGAACCCCGCGCUGAACGCCCCGCUGGACCACUUUGUGGUCCACCCGCUGACCCACCCACCGAGCCCCGCGCUGAACUCCGCUCUGAGCCCCCCGCUGGACUCCUCGCUGAGCCUGCUGAACCCCUGGUUGGCCCACCUACUGAACCACCCGCAGAACCCCUCACUGAACCAUCUACUGAAUCCCCCGCUGAUCCACUCGCUGAACCCCAAAAAACACCUGUCGAGCCCCUCGCCGACACUGAACCGCCCGCUGAACCCCCCUCUGGACCACCCCCUGAACCACCUCCUGAGCCCCCCAGCCCACCACCAGGCUCUGGCGCUGCUCCCCCCACCGCCAGCCCCGAGCGGGCCGCAGAGCACAGCCCCGGCAUGGGCGCCACGUGCCCUCCCUUCCAGGCCCGGCAGGACGAGGCGUCCCUCACCCUGCUCCUGAGAGUGCCCGGCAUCCACCCCCGGAGCCUCUGCGGGGACGUGGGCACCCACCACUACAGCCUGCGCUUCUCCAGCGACAGCGGGGCCUUUGCCCUGUUCCUGCAGUUCCCUCCCGCGAACAGGCUCGUGUCCCCCGAGACCGGAGUCAGCGUCUCUGCCCACAACGCGGUUGUGGAGCUGGCCAAGGCCCCCGGCAGCACCGGGCCCUGGCAGAAGUUCAGCUUCGGCCUCGACCCCUCGGCUCUGCAGGAAAGAUUGUUUGUCACUGAAGAGAACGUUGAUGGAUUUCUAGGCACUGCUUUAUGCCCUUCCUCUUGCUCCCAAUCAGCACUGGAAAGCCAGCCAUUAAUUGAAGUGCUGGAUGUUUCUGAGGACAGAAUUCAAAUCAGGGUGGAGCCACAGGACCGUGAUGGAGCAGGAACACUUGGCAGCUCAGGGGGAGACCUUGCUGGAAAGACCAACGGUGACUACCCCAAAACAAAGGCACAAACAAACUGUCCCGCAGCUGAUGGAGAACGUGCUGCAGGAGCCAACACGGCUCCCACAGCUGAAACAAUAGGAAAAGUAGGUUGUAGUUCACACCAUUGUUUGGAGCACCAACCUCCUGACACCAGUUCUGUGAUCACUGGGGAAUCUGGGAGAAGGGAACCAGAUUUGGAAAACGCUGCCGCAGCCACAGCCCCGGGCUCUGGAAAACAAGGAGAGCUUCUGCCAGGGGGGCAGGAGGCAGUGGAAGGGCACGAGGAGGCUGCACCCCCAGGGCUGGACAGCAGGGCAGCCUCCCCUGUCCUACGAGAAGUGAACCUUGAGGACGGGAGCGAGCGGGUCCUCAGGGAUCACGUAACGCGCUGCCCCGUCGUGUUUCAGAAUUCCUUGCUGUAUGAGUUGGAUUAGCUUAAUGGCUUUAGGAUUUCCUUCUGUUGUUUGAUGCUUACUGUGACUUCCACGUGCUGGUGGGUGGCUUCAGGGCUCGGAGGUCCCCACUGGAACCCUUUCAACAUCAAAACCUUACGUUGUUACAGUUUUUGCAGUUAAUAGAUCUGUUUUCUAAUCACAUGUAUGGGCUGAAGUAGUUUUAUUACAGGAAAGAUGCAGUUGGAAGUGAAUCCGAGCUCCUGGAAGAAAAUGUAUCUUCAUUGUUUACAUAACUUUUUUAUUCUCUUGCCAGAUUUCAGGGAUUAUUUGUAUAUAUCCUUGGUUUAAUGGCUCCCUUGGGAAUUGAGCCGUAUUCAUCAUUUUCAAACCUUUCAUUUUGUGAUAACUGCAGGAUUAGACUCGCAGUGAUUUUUAGCAAUCAAAUGAAAUUUCUAAUUACCCGGAGAAGUUCUAAUUAGUCUCCUAGAAAUAAUCAACAUCUACACCCUGUAUUCCAUCCUAGUGCAGUGCUUUGCAGCACCCAGCCGUCCCCCAGCUGAACAAAUUCCACUGCACAGUAACGACAUCCUCUGGGUGCACGUGUGCUCUGAAGUAUUUACAGUUUGGGAGAUGGAUUCCCUUUAUCCAGAUUUAUGUUCAGUUUCCCUCGAGUUUCCAUGUGCUUGUUGCUGGUUCACCUCUACAGUGCCAUAACCGAAAGAACACGUCUAAUAAUAAACUUCCAGUUCCCUUUCUCACUGGUGCUGAACCAACUUCUGUUUUUGU
Messenger RNA from Myiozetetes cayanensis, 3363 nucleotides. RefSeq names its product dynein axonemal assembly factor 2 (gene DNAAF2). The record is from RefSeq and is a predicted model, not a curated record. Gene Ontology annotation, cellular component: cytoplasm. Lineage: Eukaryota; Metazoa; Chordata; Aves; Passeriformes; Tyrannidae. Bases 1 to 2616 code for a protein of 871 amino acids. The transcript is spliced from 3 exons. Gene Ontology annotation, biological process: axonemal dynein complex assembly.